Anolis sagrei ordinatus is the source of this 1364-nucleotide messenger RNA. RefSeq names its product histone PARylation factor 1 (gene HPF1). The record is from RefSeq and is a predicted model, not a curated record. Gene Ontology annotation, biological process: regulation of protein ADP-ribosylation; DNA damage response. Lineage: Eukaryota; Metazoa; Chordata; Lepidosauria; Squamata; Anolidae. Gene Ontology annotation, molecular function: poly-ADP-D-ribose binding; histone binding. Gene Ontology annotation, cellular component: nucleus.
GGCGAGAGGAAGGGACUUCUGAGCAGGCCUCUUUCUGGCUUCAGGCACAGGAAGUAAAGGUAUUUUGCAUCUCCAGGAAUCCCUUCUUUCUCGGUUUGGCGGACUUCCGUUUCGAGGGAGAACCAGUUUGGCCCAGGUGAGUUUGAGCGAUGACGUCUCAAGGACCAGCUGUUAGAAACCCUUGUGGACGCAAAAGGCAGAGUAAUGCAGAGGUGACAGCAGGGGACAAAAUAACCAAAGACUGCAAGAAGAAACCCCAUGUGGUAAUGCAACAACAGUGUGAAAAGACUAAGGAGGGAAAGAAGAGACAAUCCAAAGAACCUGGCGUCCCUGAACAUGUCCGCCAAGAAGUGGAAAGCUGCUAUCAACUCAAGAUGCCUGAAGAUUUCUACGAUUUUUGGACAUUUUGUGAGAAUCUGGAUCGUGACAAACCAUGUGAUGCACUUAAAUCAAGCACUGGGCUCCAGUUAGUUGGACCAUAUGACAUUCUUGCUGGAAAACACAAAAAGACUAAUGCACCGAGAGAUGUGAACUUCAAUCUUCACUGGAGAUUUUUUUAUGAUCCUCCUGAAUUCCAGACAAUCAUUAUUGGAGACAGCAAAGUACAGUAUCAUAUGGGAUAUUUCAGGGAUGUGCCAGAUGAACUGCCAGUGUGGGUUGGUGGGAAUGAAGCCAAGAAAGGUCCAGUGAUUUCUCAACUUGGUGACAAUGUGUUUGCUGCUGUAAAAUUAUUUUUGUCGAAAAAACUUCAGGAGCUGACGGAUAAAAAGAAAAGGGGUAUUUUGAAGGAUUUGGAAGAAAAACUAACUGAAAGAGCCAAAGAAUUGGGCUAUUUGCUGGAGCUAAAAACCAUGAAGAUGAAACAGAGAGAUAAGAAAAUUGUAACAAAGUCAUUCCAUGGAGCUGGUCUGGUUGUACCCGUGGAUAAGAAUGAUGUGGGAUAUAGAGAACUUCCUGAAACUAAUGCUAGUCUCAAAAGAAUCUGUAAAGCCAUUGUUGAUGCUCCUAAUGAUGACGAGAGACGGAAAUCUUUUGCCCCUAUUCAAGAAAUGCUAACGUUUGUUCAGUUUGCCAACGAUGAAUGUGACUAUGGUAUGGGAUAUGAGCUGGGCGUAGACCUCUUCUGCUAUGGGUCACAUUAUUUUCAUAAGAUCAUUGGCCAGUUGCUGCCUCUUGCUUACAACUUGCUGAAGAGAAAUCUGUUUGCAGAGAUCAUUGAAGCUCAUUUAGCUAACAGAAAAGAAGAUAAUGUUGACCAACUGACAGCAUGAUAUGCAAUAUCUCAAUAUAGUGAAAUACCAAGUAUGUUUGUUUUGGUACUAAAUUGAUGUAGUUUUGUGAUAAAUAAACAUUUUUCUUAAAAA